ACAAAACUGUCAAACAUCAAAGUACUAUUGGGUCGAUGUUAAUGGCGGUUUGCUGAUGAUUUAAGGAGAAAAAUGAUAAAAUGUAAUUAGAUAAUAUUAUCAAUAGCUUUUUUUGAAAUUGUAUGUGCUAUAUGAAAAACGUUGAACUUUAGUGAGUGGUGUUAUAAAACACUUUCCGAUGUGGAAGCAGUUACAGAUGGGACUUCGGGCAUUUUUGCUGAUAGCCUCCAGAGUUUGGACAUGCUUAUGUUACACAUUAAAAAAACAGACAAGAGCUGUAAUUCAGCAUCAGUCAGUAAAAUACGAUUUAUUCCCUCUAUCGCCCUUAUCAAGACAUAGGCUGAGUAUUGUUAAAAGAAAAGUUCUUGUUCUUGAUUUGGAUGAAACGCUGAUACAUUCACAUCAUGAUGGUGUGGUAAGACAGACAGUAAGGCCCGGUACACCUCCAGAUUUUGUAUUGAAAGUGGUCAUUGAUAGGCAUCCUGUUCGAUUUUUUGUGCAUAAGAGACCACACGUCGACUUUUUUUUAGAUAUAGUUUCUCAAUGGUACGAGUUAGUAGUUUUUACAGCCAGUAUGGAAAUAUACGGUGCUGCAGUGGCAGACAGGUUGGAUGGGGGUCGUGGAAUUUUACAGAGGAGAUUUUAUAGACAGCAUUGUACACCGGAACUGGGAUCUUACACUAAAGAUUUAAGUGCCAUAUGCAAUGAUUUAUCGAGUGUUUUUAUUUUAGAUAAUAGCCCUGGAGCUUAUAGAGCUUAUCCAGAUAAUGCAAUUCCUAUAAAAUCUUGGUUUUCUGAUCCAACUGACAUAGCCCUACUCAAUUUACUUCCAGUGCUUGAUGCUUUGAGGUUUACGGCUGAUGUCAGAUCUGUAUUAUCCCGAAAUCUACAUUUGCAUAGGCUAUGGUAGAUAGGUACACACUCCGGGCGAAACCAUACAAAUAGUAUCCAACUUCCUAAUGGAUUUUUUUCUUUCUUUUUUAAUUUAUUUUUGUAGAAUUAGGAACGAAACUAAUAUGUAUAUUAUGUAUAACAAACCCCAUUGAGUCCACAUAUCAGUAAAUAAAAUGAUAACAUUUUUAAUCCAUUAUCAGUAUAUUUAUAUCACAUUCUAAUCAUAAAGUAUCUGAUAAUAUAAUUUACUUUAUAUUUCAAAUGAACUUUUUUUUUAAUAUUACGAAAGGCUGAGAGUUGUAAUUUAGUUGGAUCAUACCAAAAACCUUCAAAUUUAGGGUCUUAACGAUUCAGUUUACUCCACUGGUUCUACAUUCUGAUUGAAAUUUGCAUAAAUCCCUGAGGGUUUAUUUGAACUACUUUGGAAUCAUUGAUUUAACCGAUUGAAUCAAUUACGAAUUUGUCAAAAUUAAAUUCAACAACUUUUUUAUUCAUGUUUAUUUAUACAUUUUGGGAACAUAGUAUACUGUGUGUACUAAAAACUUCUGUCUUGAUUCAAAUUUUAAAUUUAUAAUCAGUAUUUUUAUAUCACAUUUUAAUCCUAAAGUUUCAUCCUAAAGUAUCAGAUAUUAUAGUUCACCUAAAAAAGUCUUCUACAAUUUUUUUUAUUUUCAGGGGUUAAAUGGCACAAUUCAGUUGAACCCUACCAAAAACCUAUCAAUUAGAGUUUAAAAUGAUUUUGAACAUUUUUUUCAAAACACUAAGUAUAUUCUUUAUUAAAUUUCUAAAUUUUGAGUUAUUAUUGUUGAGGUAUGGAUCGAGUACCCCCACUCGAUUCAAAUUGUUUUAUAAUCAAAUAUAAUGAUUAAGGAGGCCUAUAUUCUAGUCCUAGUCAAUAAUUUUUACAAUGGGGAUUUAGUGAAAAAAAUUUUAUUUAAACCAUCGAUAUAGAUAAUUUUUAGUUUCUUUUCUAAUUCCUUAUAUUGUUAAUUAUAUAUUUAUUUUAGGUUACUUGUAAAAACUUUAUCGAUGUUUUUUAGAUAAGAAAUGUAUCUAUAUUGUAUAUAUGUAGUAUAAUCGUAAUUAUACUAUGAUGCAAUAAAAAUUACAUUAGAAAACUUUGUUUCUACUAUAUUUGGUUAAAUAGAAACAAAUACGAAUAUAAAAACAUCAUUUUACAAUGUUAUAUGCUUAAUUUGUAUCAAUUUAUAUUUUUGGAUUGAACCCAAGGCAAAAAUGAAUAGUCUAAUAAACAUAAAAUGAAAUUAAACAGCUCUCAAUAUAUAGAAUUAGAUAUAACAGUUGGUCCAAUAAUUGUAUCCACUCUUUUGAACAUGGUUUAUAAAAGUUUUUAAUAUUAAUGGAUCUUUUAAAGUUUGUAGUAAACCCUCAAGUGUGCAGUUUUGAUUUUAUCUUUUGUAGUUUGAUGUUUUGUAUUAACUUCACUUUAACAGGACUAUCAUUGUAGUAAAGUUUCUUUUCACAUAAAAAUUGUUGCAUUUCAGCUCAAGAAUUUUCUAAUUUCAUUCUACUGCCCUCCAAACAUUUCUUAUAACUUCCUAUCAAAAUUUUCGAAAAUCUUGUAUAAAUCAAUCUUAAAAAACAACUUUUAUAGCUGCUUCUGAUUUAUGUAUAUAUAUAUAUAUAUAUAUAUAUAUAUAUAUAUAUAUAUAUAUAUAUAUUUUUUAAUCAUAUCUUGUUUAGAUAGUAAAUUUUUUCACAUACAAUUAUAUAAUUAGUAUAAAUUGACAUUUCUGUCAUACCUGGAAAAAAACAAGUAAAUAUUAAAAUAAAAGUAAAAUAAAAUUAUAUACAAACACACUAUUUAUGUUUCUUUUGGAAUGUGUUUGUAUGUGCCUUUAAUUUAGCUGACUAAUUUCCUUUUUGUCUGUUAGACGUACCUAAAUUGUACUGCUCAUGACAAUGUUUUGAUUUCUAUGAAACUGCCAUAAAAAAUUCCAAGGCCUUGAUGUCAAGUAUAUCUUAAUUUUGUAGUUGGUUUUAUACAAUUUUUUUUUCGUAAAUCGCAUAGUAUACAGUGUGUUCCAAAAAUUCAAUAAAAUACUAAUAAAAACGUAGGCUUGAAAUCAAAACUACUAUACAGUUACAGUGUCUGUGGAACCCACUGAUUCUACAUUUCUGUUGGAAUUUCCAGAAAUCCCUAACGGUUUCAUUUGAACUACUUUGGGAAUAACUAAUGGAAAGGAUGAACGAAUUUCCAAACUUUCAAUGCAAUAUUUUUCUUCAUGCUUAUUUUGGUGAUGAAGUGUACAGUGUGUUCAAAAAAUUCCCUCAAAAUACCAAUAAAAACAAAACUGUAACUAUUUGAUACUUGAAUUGAAAACUAGGAUACAUCUUCUGCAACUUUUAAGCUCUUCUGAACACAAUGAGGAAAAUAUUAGGAUUUAAUUUUUUUAUAACUUGGCGUCAAGGAAAAUCUGCUUCCUCAAGUUUUCCUCGUGGAUAACUUUUAAAAUAUUAAAAUUUCAGUGGAUUCCUUUGCUGCUGUAUUUCUGUCGAAAUAAAUAUAGAUCCCUGACGGGUCAUUUGAACUACUUUGGGAAUAAUUGGUGUAAUCAACGAACGAAUUAUAGAAAUUUAAUCAACAAUUUUAUAUAUGCUUAUUUGUAUAUUUUAGUAAUAUAAUAUACAGAGUAUUGAAAAAAAUUCCAUCAAAAUACCAAUAAAAACGAAGCCGUAACUAUUUGAGGCUUGAAUUCAAAACUAAGAUAAAUCCUCUACCUCUCUCCUCUUUCAAGCUCUUUUCAGCAUAUUUAGGAAAAUACUAGGAUUUAAUCUAAUGGCAGAGCCUUUUUACAUAGCUAGAAAUUCUGGAAAGCCUGUGAAGGAAGUUAGGCCGAAAAGACUUCCUCAUUUUUAAUAAUAGGAAUGAAUUUCAAUUUUUGGUUCAUUUACACUAGAUUGGGAUGAAAAUUAAAACCGUUUCUGGUGAAUAUAAUGUAAAUAAUCAGUUUCAUAGAGAUCAUCCCUUUCGUUAUGAAGAUAUUUAAUUGUUUACUUCUCCUAUUUUCAAAUAAAUUAUUACUAAAGUGGGUUUAUUUUAUCAGUGUCAUUGUUUAUAAAAAUUUCUAUGAAAAAUACUGUUCUGAUAAAAGUGCAAAUAUUUAUAGAGAUUGACUAAAUGUAGAGAAAAUAUUUUCUGCAUCAGAAAAUCAACUAGAUUGGAAUGUUAAAUUGAUGUUCUUCUCCAUUUUUCUGGAUGUUAUUUUUUAAGUAUAAUUAAUGUACAUACGUAGCUGAAUAACAUGUAGAUAUUGAUAAAAGUUCUCCUACUACUUCUUAAAAAAAUAUUUGACAAAUUUGUUAAUAAAAGGACGAUUCUGACAAAAAAUACAUUGACUUUCUUUGUACAUAAUAUUAGAAUGUAAUAAUUAUUUAUCUGGCAAGGACGAAAAACGGUUAUAUUAGUACCUGUAAAUUGGUGUGAAACAGUUUUUUAUCGAGGCACAUCCUACAUUUUUUCCUCGACCUAUAUAUAUGUGUGACCUAUUUGUUGUUUUCCAGUUCCUCUCUUUGAAACAGAUCAAUUUUUUUAAGUUUUUAAGUGUAAUGAACAAUCUAUUUAUCCCCCCUAUUAAAGUGGUAAAACAUCCAUUAGGACUAUAGAAUCGUUUUAACGUUAAUCCUUGUAUGUAAUUAGCCACUUUUUCCACCGAAGUAGCAAUUGACGUAAUUUUACGGUCCAAAACCAGUAUGUAUGUAUGAGGUUAUGUUUAAUGCUGCUAUAAAAAUUUGAACGUAUUUUUUUCAUAAAAUCUCAAAUGUAGUAAAAGUGACUAUUAUGACUAAAGUUAAUCAGGGUAUGGUUCUGCAACAUCCUUUUGUAUGUUUUACUACUUUCUGUUUGUUUGUGUGAUCGUGAAAAUCAAUUACUUAUUCUAUUUAAUUCUCCAACUCAAUUUGUUUGGAAUAUUUAGCAUAUUUUAUAAAAAAAAUCAAUUGCCUUUAAGCAUAGGCCUCUCUGUAUAUGAAGAAAUAACUUGUGUAUUGUCCUUAGUAGGGCCUGGGUGAGCUUGUAGCUCGAUCAAAAUCCAAUUUACACCCUCGAUUAUGUUUUUUUCAAAGUUUGAGUACGGUACCUUAAAAUAUUUCCUUAUACAAAGUUUUGUGUCUUCCUGUACGUCAGAGAAAAAGAAUAUAUUUUACCCAACAGAGUUUCGUAAUACGAGGAAAUAUAUGGAUUAAAUUGUUAAUAUUUUCUUUUUUUGUAUACAGGGUGGACGUAAACUCGAAACUCAUAUUAACUUUCAAAUGGAAAACCCAGUAUAUUAUAGUAUUAAUAAAAUCUUAUGUUUUGACAAAAUCUGGCACAAGGAAAUGGCGAAAAAUAUGGAAAUGAAAAUAAAAUUUUCCAAAUUACCCAUUACUUAUAUACAGGGUUGUUCAACAAUGUUAAAGUGAUUUUUGGAUGAAACUAAGAAAGUUUUUGCUUUAAAAUUGUUCUAUACUUUCCUAUAACUUUGUAUCUUAAUUCAAAAUCAUUUUUAAUAAGUUUUACUAGUAAAUAAUCAUUUUUUGUACUGUUUUUUAUUUUUUCUUUGUUUAAUAUGUAAUUGUACAUACAUACUUAGGAAAUAAGAUACUCUAAGUUGUAUAUAGCGAGGAGUAACUCAGUUAGAGCUAAUUAUUAUGAGUAUAUUGAGUAAUAGGGACGUUUCAUUGAUAGCAGUACCUUUAUUUGAAUACUAGAAGUAAUUUUUUCACUUUAUACAAUAAAACUGAACAAUGAGUUACUCCGAGAGCUUAUAUUAAGCUUUUGGUAACGAAAUUAGAACAAGAAGUACCUAAUGUGAAUCUUUCACAAUAAAUAUGUGAACUGUUUGUUGAAAUAAAACAGACCAAAC
Diorhabda carinulata is the source of this 5759-nucleotide messenger RNA. RefSeq names its product CTD nuclear envelope phosphatase 1 (gene Dd). The record is from RefSeq and is a predicted model, not a curated record. NCBI's taxonomy places the organism in Eukaryota, Metazoa, Arthropoda, Insecta, Coleoptera, Chrysomelidae. The transcript has 6 exons. Bases 179 to 910 code for a protein of 243 amino acids. Gene Ontology annotation, molecular function: protein serine/threonine phosphatase activity.